Pseudomyrmex gracilis is the source of this 4781-nucleotide messenger RNA. Its product is annotated as zinc finger protein 62-like. NCBI's taxonomy places the organism in Eukaryota, Metazoa, Arthropoda, Insecta, Hymenoptera, Formicidae. The transcript is spliced from 7 exons. The coding region runs from base 174 to 3737 and encodes 1187 amino acids. Gene Ontology annotation, molecular function: zinc ion binding. The record is from RefSeq and is a predicted model, not a curated record. Gene Ontology annotation, cellular component: nucleus.
AGAAGAAAACCUUCGGCCAGCAUUGAGGACUGUCGUGUGUGAAGGCGGUUGGCUUUGGUCGAAGUCGAUCGAUACGCGAACGAUUUCGCCGAGUCGUCACGAACCGAGCCGAGGGACGUCGACAGCGACCGAGGAGCGACGAAAGCGACCGAAGUGCCGUAGACGCCAAGCCGAUGAACAACAGCCGAGUUCUUCUCGACAACGGCCGGACAGCGAUUGGGUUACUGGCGACGACAGUACGUUACGGGCGCGGCUUUGUCCUUAAGGCUGGCGUUCUACACGGGAAGAUGUCCUCACUCGACUACCUAGAUCUGUGUCGACUCUGUCUCGUAAAGGAUGAGGUUUCUGUGCCGAUUUUCGAAGGCGAGGGCGACGUGCGGCAGAUCUUUCUCAAGAUCACCGCCUGUUUGCCGGUCAAGGUUGCCAGAGAAGAUAAACUACCUAAGAAGAUAUGUAAGGAAUGUGUAUGCAAGGUAGAAUGUUUUUAUUCAUUCUGCAACACUACUGCAAACUCGGAGAAGCAAUUGCUGCAACUACUAGGAGAUGUUCAAAUGGAAGAUGACAAACAAAACUAUAUUGGGAAUGUUCUCAGUUCGAACGAAAUGAGAGCAGACGAGAACAGCAAAAACAACAGAUUAGAAGACACUGUAAUGCAUCAAGUGGGCGAACAUCAAAGCAGUAUGAACAUAAUGGACAACAUAAUGGACAUGCCGAUGAUGAUAUCGGGCACUACUCAACAAAUAACCUCAGUUCCUAUGGAUAACACUGGAGAGUCAGUACAAAAUGUUUCAGUAGCCGGACCAAGCACACAAAUGGCACACGAGCAGGUACAUAUUAAUCAGAAUCAGUCAGAUACCCCUAUGCAACAAGAGGAAGAAGAAGAGAGUAGCGAAGAAGACGAAAAUUUUGAAGAGGAAUGCGAUGCGGAUGAAGGCCUACCUGUAAAAGAAGAAAGUGAAGAGGAUCCUAACAACAGGAGAGCAGUCGAGCCUACGACGUUUGUAAAUGUCUCUCUGGCGUGUGAAGAAGCAGGUCCUUCCGGGCUUCAGCAACAAAAGAUUACGGAACUUCCCGAUAACAUGGUGAUACCGCAAACAGAAGACGUAGAUCCGAAAACUGGGAAACAACAAGGGGGACGAUCGGUGGACAAGUCCGUCAAGAAAGUAACAAUUAGACUCAGAGACAUAGCGUCUAUCACUGAAGGCAGAAAAAGUGAAACCAAGAACAUCUGCAAAACCGUGGUGUUGAAAGGCAAUGUCGCUUCUACGCAUUUUCUAAACAAGUACUUGAUACUGCCCGUAAGUGAGGAACGCAAGUUCGCGCACGUAAAGAAAAUCAAAACCACGACGAAGAAGGAAACACCCACCACCACGUUCUCUGACGCAGAACCGCGCAAUCAAGAAGCUAUCUCGUGCACGAGGUGCAAUUUUCGAUGCAAAAAGAGAUCCACGUUGAUCGCGCAUCUGGCCGAGAAGCACGAGGAGACCGCGACCGACGACAUAGUUGCCAAAAACAUGGCCGUCGACGAUAUAGUCGACAACGACGCGGUCGCCAACAACGAGCCCGAGUUCGUAUGCUCCAUAUGCGCGCAGAUAUUCGCUCGCAAGGAGACUCUGAACUCGCACUUCGUGCGCAAACACACGUACUCGUACAAGUACUCGUGCAAUUUCUGCGACAAGAAAUUCAAGAUCAAGGGCGAUCGCACGACGCACAUCAGGCUGAAGCACAUAGAGACGAACGUGAUUUGCGACGUGUGCGGCAAGAGCUGUCGGAACAGUCACAGCCUGUACACCCAUCAGAAGCACGCCCAUUACAAGCCCAAGUACGAGUGUCCGAUCUGCAAGAGACGCGUGGUCUCGCAGAAGAAUCUGGAUCGUCACAUAGUGACGCAGCACGAAAAGAAGGAGAAGACGAUGUGCGAGGAGUGCGGCAAGACCUUUCAGGAGGGCUACGAUCUCAGAAAGCACAUGAGGAUUCACACGGGCGACAGGCCGUACAAAUGCACGGAAUGCGAAAAAGCCUUUGCCAGACACAGUAGCCUCAGUCAGCAUUUGCUUCUGCACACCGGCGAACGGCUCUACAAGUGCGACGUGUGCGAAAAGGCGUUCACGCAGAAGGCUGGUCUUAUUUGCCACAGAAAGACCCACUCUGGCAAUCUUCCGCCACUUCCGGUGAUGCACAUCGAUCAUAUACUCAAGAACAAGUUCACAAAGAAAUAUCCAUUAAUUAUUAGAUAUGGUUUAAGGUGCGCAAAAGACGAGUACAAUGCUCGGGGUAUUUUUAUCUUUGAUAAAGAGUCCGUGGUGAUGAAGAAGUGGCAGAUCUUGGAAUUCGACGGCAAACCGUAUUACGCUUUCAUACCGGAAGAGGACGCGCCUCUGAUAGACGACGAGGACGCGCAGAUGCGCGCGGAGGACUCGUCGUUCGAGGAGCUAGAAAGUCACGCGGACGAGGAAGAAAGCGAUGUCAGGAACGGGAUGAAGAAGGAGCUUUUCAAAGAUGAAGUCUCGCGUUACGAUUCCAUAGAUGAAAAAUUGCAAGAGGUUGUUCUCAAUGAAAGUUACGAAGAGGUAAAGCCGAUUCUGUUGAACGGCGAACCCGUUGACGAGAGUAACGAAUUCUAUCAGUUAAAGGUGCAGGGCAAUAACGUGUUCUUCGAGAAACUGUCCACGAAGGAGGAAGAGGAUCGUCAAACAGAGGACGGGUCGAACGACGAGGGUGAGGUGGAGUAUCUCGAGGAAGAACUGGUGAGCAAUUCUGUUGACGACAACGUGGUCACGCAAUCCGCGCAACCUUCUGCAAAGGGUGAGUCUAUCAAGUGCAAACUGUGCUCGGAGACGUUCGUCACGGAGAUAUCCUGCAGAAAGCACGUAGCGUGGAUUCACAAGAAGCAGAAGUGUAUAAAAGAGAACGGCAGUUUCAUAUGCGCCGUGUGCGAUUACAGCACCACGAAGAAGGCUCAGUUCGCCACGCAUCUGGAGAGGAAUCACGAGACCUGGUCGAGAAAACGGUCGAUGAAGAGAUUGUUUCCGUGCACAGUUUGCGGCUUCACCUGCAGAUCUAAGCACUCUUUGCAAUCACACUUUAUCAGAAAACACACCGAUAGAUACGAGUACCAGUGUACCUUCUGCUCGAAGAAGUUCAAGGUCAAGGGCGAUCUGACGAAUCACGUGCGAUUCCAUCACAAGGAGAAGCCGGUCAAGUGCGACGUGUGCGGCAAAAUGUGUCAGAACAGCAGUUCUCUGUACGUGCACCAGAAGUGGGCGCACUUCAAGCCCAAGUUCGAGUGCCACAUCUGCCACAGGCGCAUGGUUACGCAGGAGAAUCUGGAUCAACAUCUGAAGACGCAGCACGAGAAGCGCGACAAGAUCGUGUGCGCCGAGUGCGGCAAGACCUUCACGAAGAAGGACUCGUUCAAGAGGCACAUGGUCGUGCACACGGGAUGCAAACCGUACUCGUGUAUAAUCUGCAGCAAACCGUUUGCCCGAAGAUCGCAGUUGCGACAGCACUUGCUCAUUCACACCGGCAAGCGACCGUUUGUGUGCGACAUCUGCGGCAAAGCGUUCACGCAAAAGCCGGGUCUGAUCUGUCACAGGAAAACUCAUCCCGGCACCCAUCCGCCCUUGCCCGUCAUGCCGAUCGGCGACAUCGUCAAGGAAUUUACCGAGGGAUACGCGCAGGAGAACGAGUCUAACGCGCAGGACAACGAGGAGGAGAAGAUCGACGAGGAAACGUGAAAAUUCACCGUUCGAUUCGCCAAACGUGUGAAGCCAGGUGAUUUUUCUGCGCAAGACUUCAAUGACACUUCAAUGUCGGAUUAAGAGCAAACAGUUACAUUCGGUUGUUCGCUGCUGGAAGCGAUUGAAGUCCGAUGCGAUUGUAUAGUAAAUACAAAUAUAUAUAGAGUCAAACAAAGUUCUUGUUCUCACCUUGCUUACACGCGAACCUUUAUUGUAAUCUUUACGUAACCUGAAGUUGUUUUGCAGACGCAUUGCUAGAUGACGAAAGUGUAUCACAAUCUAUAGAUAUGUUGUAUCUGCUUUUAAAGAUUUUGUCGCAUCUCCUAAUUUUAGAAGAUGAAAGUUUUUUUUUUUUAAUAACUAGAUUCUAGUACUUGCAGUCAGGUUCUGUUGAGAAAGUCAAUAAAAGCUAAUAUUUGUGGCACUUAUACUUUAUUGAAAUCUUCGUGCAAAAAUCAGAUUUUUUUUCGAUUUCCGUUUAAGAGUAAAGCCCGCGGCGCGCGAUAUUUGUUUCUCGUGUGCCGAAUCGUAUGAGCAGAAUCGAUCAAUUGCUUGAUCUUGAAUUCGUGGAAUUGUUGCUCGCGUGCGAUCCAGCGCGAAGACGAGUAUUGCGUGCCGCGGGCUCGAGUCAGGAUCGUAAGAAUCGUUGAAUUAUCGAGCAAUUGUGUGCUUCUUCGAUUAAAUCACUUUUUGAUUGUUGCUCUGUUGUGACACCAAAGACAACUUUAGAUUUGGCUAUCGCGUAAAAUUCUCGAAGUCGAGAUUCCACUCGAAAUGAUUUCGAUUUUUUUUUUCGUCUUUCCUUUUUCUUUUUGUUUCGAGAGAAAAGAAACAGACGAUACAGUAAUGGUGAAAAUUGAUUCCGAAAAGUUACAUAAAUAGGUAAAAAAAACAAAAACUCCAUGAUCGCAAAUUCUACAUCUGAGUGACUGCUGUGUGAUUUUACGGAUUCCAAUCGGAAUACUUUUGAAUUGCGCCGUGUUUUCUUAUUUAUUUAUUAUUUUUUUUUUUUUAAAGGAAGAGGAAAAAUGAAAAUUAAUC